Messenger RNA from Pseudomyrmex gracilis, 4099 nucleotides. RefSeq names its product elongation of very long chain fatty acids protein AAEL008004-like. The transcript is spliced from 7 exons. The record is from RefSeq and is a predicted model, not a curated record. Gene Ontology annotation, biological process: fatty acid elongation, polyunsaturated fatty acid; very long-chain fatty acid biosynthetic process; fatty acid elongation, saturated fatty acid. Gene Ontology annotation, cellular component: endoplasmic reticulum membrane. The coding region runs from base 571 to 1584 and encodes 337 amino acids. Gene Ontology annotation, molecular function: fatty acid elongase activity. NCBI's taxonomy places the organism in Eukaryota, Metazoa, Arthropoda, Insecta, Hymenoptera, Formicidae.
GAGUUGGCAUGACGGCGGUGCGGUUGAUUUUCCGACAUUAAAACACGGUUUCAAUCACGACCGGUUUCGGGUAAUAUCUGUUUUUAUUUUCUUUUUGUAUUUUUCAAUUAUUCUCGUCAAAAUUAAAAAAUUGACGACACGCUCGGUUUGCCGAAAACAACGUACACGUUGUUCGUGGAUUCGCGAUUCCGAAAAAAAAUCCAAAGAGGAUUUAGGAUUUUUUUUUUGUUUUUCAACAUCACCGAUAUAUAUCCGUCGUGCCGAUAUCUCUUCGAGACUCCCUUUGUUCUUCUUUCGUUCCGUAAAAGAAAUUAGCAAUUGCGAAAAUCUCAAAAUCGACGAUCGGGUAAAAGAAAACGAAAGAAGAAGCAACGGAAACUACUUUCGUUUUCGUUUAAGUGUCACGAAACUUGUGGUGUGUGUUACGGUUUCUGGAAGAACAUUGACUAAAAUCGAUCAACGCGCAAUCACGCAAUCUUUUUCGAUUACAAAGGAAAAAAAGGGUGAUCGCAAGGAUUGACACUUCGAUCCGUCCAAAGUAGUUCUCAGGGUGAUUUGUUUCUCGGCAACAUGUCGGUGAUAAUGCAAUACAUAGAGCGGUUCCACGAUAUGUUGGACAAACACGCAGAUAAAAGAACGACUAAUUGGCUGCUGAUGAGGUCACCUUUUCCCACGUUGUUUAUUUGUCUUUUUUACGUCUACAUCGUCAAGGUGUUGGGGCCAAAGGUCAUGGAAAACCGAAAACCUUUUCAGCUUAAGAACACCUUGAUAGUCUACAACCUGUUCCAAGUGAUCUUCUCCGCGUGGCUGUUCUAUCAGAUAGGAAUGUCCGGAUGGCUGACCGGAGAUUAUUCUCUAAGAUGUCAACCUGUAGACUACAGCAAUAGACCCGAUGUAUUAAGGAUGGUCCACGCAAGCUGGUGGUAUUACUUCUCGAAAUUUACUGAAUUUAUGGACACGGUCUUCUUUGUACUGAGGAAAAAGAACAAUCACGUGUCUACGCUGCAUGUGAUCCAUCACGGAUGUAUGCCAAUGUCGGUCUGGUUCGGUGUCAAAUUCACACCUGGUGGCCACUCGACCUUCUUCGGUUUACUGAACACCUUUGUUCACAUCGUGAUGUACACGUAUUAUCUUUUGGCGGCGAUGGGUCCAAAGGUGCAGCCGUAUCUCUGGUGGAAGAAAUAUCUCACCGCCUUCCAGAUGCUGCAGUUCAUCGCCAUCAUGAUCCAUGCGUUCCAGUUACUCUUCAUCGAGUGCAACUAUCCGAAGGCGUUCGUCUGGUGGAUCGGUUUGCACGCCGUGAUGUUCUUCUUUUUGUUCAAGGAGUUCUACCAACAGAGUUAUCAAGACAGAAAACCCAGGAAACCGCAUGGCGACGCUGUGGUGACGAACGGCGUCGUCAACGGGAAUGACGACCAGUCGAAGCGCAAGCACGCGAAUGGUAGCGUUAAUAACGUCGCGAACGGUGCUGUCGCAAAUGGUUUUUCACCGAGAAGAAGGGAUGCCGCGGAUUAUUACGUGAAAGGCGAAAGCCUAGCGACAGAGCUCAAUCUCCGAAAGACGUUUUCGGCAAACCUUGAGUGACCUUCGAGCUGAGCGCCUUAGCCUAGUCGACCUUUUGCUGCGACGUCGUGUUUCUUCUUACCGCGUAAUCGCCGAAAAAAAAAAAAAAAAAUCAGCGAGCUUUCUUCUUUCAUGGUUCGUUUGUUCUCUUCUCUCCGUUAUUCUAUUUUUGAUCUGUCGUUCAUUAUUUUCUGUCAUUCAAAGAACGAAGAAAGCUCCCAACGUCAAUCAACGCAUCCACAUAAAAAACAAAUGCGGAACAUUUGUAUAAAAAUUUGUAUAAAAAUUUAAGUCUUUCGUCUCUGUGGCACACAGUAUAAUACGUGGAUGUUCUACGUGCGCGACAACUGCCCAGCUAGCUCUCGUUAGCUCUCGUUAACUUCGACUCACAAAGUUGUUGUUAGAGCUGAGCAGUCGCGUGUGAUCGGCGAAUGACGCGGAAGGACACUGAGACAGAGAUCGUGUCCUGGUGUUCCUACGUAAAAAAAAAAAAAAGAAAAAGAAAAAAGCGAGCAAUUUGUUUUGAGUUGAAGGAGGGAAUUGGGUCGCGAAGCGUAAAACCCGGUGAGACAAAAACAAUUCUGCGAGUUUUGGAAGUCUGACCGCACAAUGUAACGAUUUCUUUUAGCACAAACAAGGAGAAUCUCUGUUUACGUAGAUCACGCGAAAGAAAGAGAAUUGUUUUGCGUUUGGAAAUUGUUGUCAGUCAUUGUAAUCUUUGUACAGAUAUUCGCGAUAAAUGCACAUCGUUCGCUGAGAAUUUUCUGCGCGGAAUAAAUAAUAGAAAUUGUCUCUUCUCUAAUAAUCCUAGAUAGAUAUUUCUCAAUUGAAUCGUUGCAACAAUAUUUCCUACUUGUUUUCACAAUAUUAAAACAAAAAAUGUAAUUAAAAAUAUUUGGAUAUUUUCGGAUCUUUUCUUUGUUUUGAAAAAUGUUUUUUUGCUGAAAAUUAACUUUACCGAAAAGAUUAAACACACACACACACACACAUAUUUGCUGACUAAUAAUAGAAAAUAAACUCAGUAGACUUUCAAUGAAAAUUCGUCGUGCCGGUCAUUCGCCAGCGCGUUAAAUUUAAAGAAAUUAAGAAGAUGUGGAAAUAACAGUAAAUCUGAACAAGCGUUCUAAUAUUCACUGCCAGUACUGAAAAUCUACAGUGCCUACACAUGUGACGUGAAAUACAGAUUUUUCGUACUGUCAGUGAAUAUCGGAAUGCAGCCACAAUAGUUUUUCGGCGCUUUACGAUUAUGUAAUUAAUCGCGAGAUCUUUUCGUUUGCGAGAUAUAUUUCCGGCCGCGUUAACCUCGUUGAUCUUGAUCGAAUUGCGAACGGACCUCGCAAGAUUUUCAAAUUAUGUAAUCUCAAUCUAGAAGAUUCGAGUCGCAUAGAUCGGUUUAGUACGCAGGCGUAUAGUACAUUCAAAAAAAGUCACGGUAGCUAACCAAGCGUUUUUAGUUUUAUUUGCAACAUUAAAUCUCGAUCACUGUUUUAGCAAAGUUUAUCAACGUUUUGCUCUCUGAAAGUUUAUAUUAGAAAAAACUUAUUAAAGCUGUAUUUUUGCAAGUUUUAAACGUUUUAUACAUACAUAAUGAAGAAAUCAUAUCUAUGUGUAAAUUUAAAACGGCUUGUAACAACAAACCACAUCGAAUCACACACACACAUACACACAAGUUCAAUUUGCCCAAGUCGUUCAAGAAAGAAAUCUCCAAUUUGGUCAAGAUUUUAAAUGUCAAUAACCGUAGGAAUAACUGGGAUGUGAUUGCGUCAACGUGUCUUGAGAUAUAGACACAGGUGUGCCUUUGCUCAAUAUACUUAAAGCUCAAAAAAAAAAAAAAAAAAAAAAAAUUAUCGGUUCGACAAUGCCAGUAACCGACACCUCUGUGAUCGUGUACGUCGACUUGCGAGAGGAAUUCGACCAUCUUCUAUUUUUUUUUUUUUUUUUUGUUUCUCACACGCAGCUCCAACUGCCACGCCGAUUUCUAGGUGUCGCAAUGUCUUCGAUCGCGGAUGUCCGAUGUUCGUCGCGGAUCACUCGCUGUCUCGGUUGUUAUUUAACGCAUGUUUAAACGCGCGAAGCAUACGGGAUCUUUUGUUCGCGAUUAUUCGGCUCUUGGACGAACUGAACAGCGAGAGAAUCUCUUUAAAACGUUUUUUUUUCAGCUGAACUUAUAAGUACGGUAGUGUAGAUAAUAUAUAUAUAUAUGUAAGAAGACGGAAGGAGAAAGCAACGCGUUUUCUCCGUAUAAUUGAUUUAUAUAAGUUUUAUGUAAUUUAAAUUAAUUAAUUUUAUCGCAAAGGGUGCUUUUAAUUAAAAUUGAUGAAGUGAAAACAAUAAUGAAAGAGUCGGAACGACAAAUGCAUCUCGCUUGCUUCACACGUAAAUUAUAUACAAAGCGUCUUUGUACAUACAUAGAUAAGUUAGUUUUGUAUAUCACAUUAAAGUGAAUAGCUCGAGGUGUGACGGUCGCACUCUGCGCCGUAUCGGGAUAAAAAAAAAAAAACAAAAAAAAACCAAAAAAAUUAAUUCAAUUCAGGAG